AUGAAUACGACCGAGAAACUUAUUGCUAUACAAAUAGACAGUUUAGAAACAAUGGAGAAAGCUCACGUGAACUACAAAAAGUCUCCAAAAGAAAGAAUUACACCAGGAUACGUACAAGGACGAUUAGAAACUUUAGAAAAUAACUAUAAGGAAUUCAAAAGCAUUCAUCAAAAGUUGAUUACCACAGUUUCAGAAGAAGACAAAUGCAAAUUAUCAUACUUUACGGAAGAUCUAUACGACACUUUUGAAGAACGUUAUUAUAUAUAUAAGGGUGAGUUGAAGACAGUUUUACACAAGUUUAGUACAGAAACGAGAGACAACAAAACAGAAAAUAGGUCAAACAAUCAAGCGUCGAUCAGUGACAUGAAAUUACCUCGUAUCACAAUCCCGAUGUUUAGCGGAGAUUACACAGAAUGGCAAUCUUUUUAUGAUUUAUUCACCACUUUGAUCCACAAGAAUAACUCCCUAAAUGACGUGCAACGUAUGCAUUAUCUAAAAGUUAGUCUGAAGGGUGACGCCGAAAUUCUUUUACGUCAAUUUCCCAUUACCGGCGAGAACUACAUACAAGCAUGGACCACUCUGAAGAAGCGUUAUGACAACAAAAGGUACAUUGCUAACUGUCAUUUUAAGAGGUUCUUCGGCCAAAAAGCAAUCGUUCAAGAAUCAGCCACCGCAUUAAAACAGCUGCUAGAUACAUCUGUCGAAUGUCUAAACGCACUAAAAAAUCUUAGCUUGCCUACAGCUGAAUGGGACGCUAUUGUAAUUCAUGUCAUAGUGUCAAAACUGGACCCUGAAACUCAUAAGCACUGGGAAAAGUUAGUCAAUGAUGACAUGGCAGUUUUUCCGACCUUUGAGAAAUUGAAGUCUUUUUUGGAAAAUCGAUUCAGAACUCUGGAGAUGGUGGAUCCAGUUAACAAGAAUCACAACCCAACAAAUCCCAAGACAUUUCAUGUGACAGCCGGCGGUGACAGCGGAGAUAUUCAAUGCGCAUUUUGCCAGGAAAGGCACCAUAUCUAUAAAUGUAAACAGUUUGCAAAUCAGGCAGUGGAUGAAAGGUACGUAUUUGUUAAAAAGAACAGGCUAUGUUUCAACUGUCUUAUACCAAAUCAUGUAGUAAAGCGAUGUAAACAAUGGAAGUCAUGUCAAUUAUGUAAAGGCCGACAUCAUUCGUUGAUACAUCAGAGUAUAAAACAAACAAAUAACGAUCAAAGGCAAAAAAACAAGAAAGUUUACAUGACUACAGAAGACUCAAAGUUAGCUGCACCUGUCAGAUCGAGUAGAGAGGAUCGUGUACGAAAUAUUCUAUUGCCCACAGCGCUCGUUGAUGUAGCAUCGGAGUGCGGACAACCAUUGGUCUGCAGAGCACUAAUCCAUAAAGGAUCCCAAACUUCGUUUGUCACAUCACGGGUAGCCGAGUUGUUAAGGAAGAAAACGGCAAAUGGCAAGGUGGAUUUACAAAUCUCGUCGAGGUAUACACCAGAUUUUACUUUAAAGGUAAAUGCUUAUGUUAUAAAUUCUUUUAAUGACAAUAUGCCAGCUAAGAAAAUCAAUUGCAACAUACUACCUCAACUCGAUAACAUUAAGUUGGCUGACCCCACCUUUAACACUCCAAGUGAGAUUGAUAUUCUCUUCGGGGCUGAUGUUUUUGGCAAAAUUAUUGACUGUGGACUUAAGAGAGGACAGGGCAAUAUUAUCGCUCAAUGUACACUCUUAGGUUGGAUUUUAACGGAUGACAUAAAUACAAAUUCUGCCAAUUUACAAACAACCAUAAGCUGUCCUAGCAUACUUCAAGUAAAAGAGGGUAAAGCAAGAUUCAAACAAAAAAUAAUGGAAGAGAUGCUAGCUUCAAGAAUUCGACCUCUAAACGCUAAAGCCAAAAACAAAGGUAGCAUUUUCUACAAUCCGAUGUAAUUAAGUUAAAUGUAUAGUUAGCGCAAG
Cydia pomonella (codling moth) is the source of this 1938-nucleotide messenger RNA. RefSeq lists its product as uncharacterized. The coding region runs from base 1 to 1911 and encodes 636 amino acids. NCBI's taxonomy places the organism in Eukaryota, Metazoa, Arthropoda, Insecta, Lepidoptera, Tortricidae. The transcript has a single exon. The record is from RefSeq and is a predicted model, not a curated record.